Lynx canadensis (Canada lynx) is the source of this 354-nucleotide messenger RNA. RefSeq names its product prostaglandin reductase 1-like. The coding region runs from base 1 to 354 and encodes 117 amino acids. Lineage: Eukaryota; Metazoa; Chordata; Mammalia; Carnivora; Felidae. Gene Ontology annotation, molecular function: 15-oxoprostaglandin 13-reductase [NAD(P)+] activity. The record is from RefSeq and is a predicted model, not a curated record. The transcript has a single exon. Gene Ontology annotation, biological process: prostaglandin metabolic process.
AUGGUUUAUGCUAAGAGCCGGACCCUGAAGAAGCACUUCGAAGGCAGCGCCCCUCGUGGUAACUUGGAGUUGAAGACAGUUGAACUCCCACCCUUCAACAAUGGAGAGGUCCUGCUGCAAGCUUUGCUCCUCGCUGGGGAUCCUUACCUGGGAGUGGCAGUCAAACGACUGAAGGAGGGUGAUGCGAUGAUGCGGCAGCAAGUGGUCAGAACUGUGGAAAGUAAAAACUCAGCCUUCCCAACAGGAACUAUGGUAGUGGCUUCUUCAGGCUGGACAACUCACUCCAUUUCUGAUGGGAAAGAUCUGGAAAAACUGCCUGCAGAGUGGCCAGACAUUUUAACCACAAAACAGUAG